AAAAAACAUACAAUUAUAAAAAAAAAGUGACACACACGCCAUAAUGUAAAUUGCUUCUGGACUUGGCGUUUGAGUUAAAAAUUUACAAUUUCGUGUUAAAUAGUUGCUAUUUUAAUGGAUAAAUACGGCAUUUAAAAUGUCCUGCGUUAAUAUUGGCUAAGGCUUAUUGCAAUGGCUCAAUAUUAUCAGAUAGUUGGACAAGCCGGACGCACGACACUUACUCUUGAAGAUCUACAAAGAUAUUGUCCUAAUAUUUGCUUGGUUAAUCAAGAUGAUCAGCAGUAUUCUCAACAACAGGUGGUGGUCCAGCCAGCAGAUCAGCCUAAUGAUAUCAUAGUAAGCGAAGGAGUCCAACCUCAAUUAGUUGUGGGCGAUGGUGGCCUGCAGUACCAGCAGCAGUACAUCAUCCGCCAUGAGCCCCCACCACCACCCCCGCCUACGGACUUCCAACAACAACAACAACAGCAGCAACAGCAACAACAACAGCACCAGCAGGCGUUGCACAGACAAGUUUACUACACAUCUGAUUUACCAGUGGAUGCUCAGGUUGUCUUGCAACAGGCUCAGCAAAUCAUUGACGCAUCUAUGAUGCAACAGUCUUCUCCACAACACCCUCAACAUCUGGUGAGCCCGGCGCAUGUGCUGUCUCAGCCGACGGUGAUACACCCGGCGCAGCAGCCGCCGCCGCAGCCCCCGCCCCCUCCGCCGCCGCAACAUGCCCCGCAGCCGCCGCAACAACAACAAAUGCCGCGGGCAGCCACGCAGCAAUCCCAACUUAUGCAGCAACUGCAGCAGCACCAGCACAACAUACACAUGCAGCAGUUGCAGCAACAGCAAUUGCAGCAGCAUUUACAACAGCAGCAGCAACAGCAUCAGCAACAUAUUCCGCAGCAGCAAAUUCAGCAUCAGCAAGUUGUGAUGCACGCGGCGUAUAUUAACCAAGCUGGUACACCAACUCGCCAAGCGCCCCCAAAGCUUCUCAACCAAGCGCUAAGCAACCCGGGUUCUGUGACCCUCGUACGGACGCCAGUGCGGACUGUACGGCCGCGGCGGCCGGCCGUGCGCCCGCCUUUGCCCAACCCACAGAUGCAGGCGCGUCUGCUGAACCCCCAGCACCAGCAGGGUACUGUGGGUUCGGUGACGCUGCCGGUGCGACCGCCCACGUCAGGCCCACAGAUGCAGGCGCGACUUCUGAACCCCCAGCAGGGUGUGGGCAGCGUGACGCUAGGCGGCACUAGCGCGCUGCGCGUGAGCACGCCGCGCGCGACGGCGCGGGCGCCGGGCGUGGCGGGCGGCGUGCGCGCCGAGCCGCGCCUGCUCAACCCGCACGCGCAGCAACACCGCCCCCCAAGACCGCGCACUCCCAUCAACCAACAGCAGCAGCACCAGCAACACCAGCUUUCCUCGCACGUGAACCAGCUCGUGAACCAACAACAGGCUAUGAACCAGCAACAAGUUCACCAGCAACAACAACAACAACAGUUUAAUCAACUGAAGCUCGCUACCCAACAACAACAACUCCUACUUAACCAGCAAAAUCAAAAUCAAGCGACGCGCAUCAUAACCCAACAAGGAACGAUCGUGACACAAGGAAACCAGUCUAUGAUGCAACACAACGUAGUCCAACAGCCACAACAACCAAAUCAGAAUGGUCCCAUGCAGAACACCCUCACUGUGAUACCUCAGCGUUCCUCCCCUCACCCACAACAACAACAACAACAGUCGAAGAAAGUAAUCGUUCAACCGAAUAACGCUAAUGACAUGGAUGAUCUUGAGGAGAGCAUAACAGCCGCUAUACUAACGAAACAUACUGUCAACGAACCUACUAUACCACAGCAGUACCAUUCACCAUCGCCGCAGAUACGACCGCAGGCUUCGACGCAUCAGCAAAUGAAUUACAGUCCGCAGUUGGGCUAUCAGCAGCAGAUGUACGAGCAGCAGCCGCAUACGCACCAAAUGUUGAUGGACACGGACGCGGAGGAUGAGCGGCAGCUGCUGACGCUCUCUACUGGGCAGAGGAUGACGUUGGCCGAGUACAAGCGGAUCCACCAGCCCGGCAUGCGUGUGCCGGGGGCGCAGCCUCAACUGCAACAACCUAGGGAUAAUGGCCGUCAAACGCUGGUGCGUAGCAAAGAGCAGCAACGGCCGGUGCAACGCGUACCUCCUAUGCAAUCACAACAAGUGCCUCAGCAUGACAACAAUGAGCCACCUAGUGGACCGUCAGAGCAGUCAUCGGAACCCCAGUCAGCCAAAAUGUUGAUAUUCCUACAAAAUGGUGAACAGAGACUUAUCACGUUUACACUGCCAAAGGAAAGUUGUACGCUCCAAGAGGUUUUAGAACAGGUGAAUGUUCCAUUUUCCGAAGAUACUCAUAUACAAUGUAUGCAAAACACAAGCAGCGAGAUUGAUUACUUUGUGUCAGUUGGCUCGACUUCCAGAAUUGAAGACUUGCUGGAAAACCAUCCGAUGCUAGUUGGCGAUAUGAGCAGUCGAAGUUCGCCUAAUGUGUCUUUGCAACCUCAAAGCAGUGAAAUGUCUACCCCAGAAAAGUCUUCAUGCCCUGAAACUGCGAGUCAAAGCCCAGAAUCUCCCGCGCACACACCCCCGCCGCGCUACGUAGACGGUAUGCUCGCGCUCUGCAAGACGUGCGGCUACACGGGGUUCGACUUCAGUCGCUGCGAAAGAUGUAAACGAGUAUUCACAGAAGAACCUAAAAGUGUACCAAUAGCAAGUAAGAAAGUAGAACAAAAGAAAAAGGACCCCGAGAAAUUAAUUUUAGAAAAACAAAACUGUGGCGAUGGAAUAAAAUUAAACUUAUUAAAAACUACAGUGAAGAAUUUAAAUAGUAAAACGCCUGUUCAAGAUAAAAAACCACCCAGAGUGAGAAAGCCCAGAGGGAAACAACCAGAUCCGGAACCUGUUAUACUGACAUUAAGCUCUGACGAAGAAGAUUCCAACAGUUCUCUUCUGAGCAACCAGCAUGAACAUUCCAUAAUGAUGAAGGAACCCUCUAUGAGCGAAAUCGAAAGUGGCACACCUGACAGCGGCAUUGGGAUGGAUCAAAUGGAUGACGCCAGCAGAGACGAGAUUAGCCAGAGCACCAUGCAAGAUGCGAUUGCAUCUCUCACAUGCCGCACCAUCAGGAUUGGCUCAUAUAAAUAUACUCCAAAAGAAAAGGUCACUAUCUCAUCCAAAGGAGUUAAAAUAGUUGCUCCCUCACUUAAAGAUGAGUCCCGAGAUGUGGCACUUCAAAUACAGCUGAAAGAGGUUGUGAGAUUAUUAGCACAUUUCUCUAAAGGUGUACCGGUCAUUUUCCUCUAUACUGUUAAUAAGUGUGGGAUUUAUAUAAGAAAAGCCCUUGACAUGACGGAGGAGUCAGGUCCAUAUUAUAAUCCUAUGUCAAAAAUCGAUCCCCAAAGAAGAAUAACAUUGUUGCCGGACUGUAUAACAGAAGAAGCAAAGUCAGCGUUUAAAAUACUGUUUGGCAAAACUAUGGACGAGCUGAAUGGUCGCGAGGCUAACGAUAUUUUGGUCAGAACGUGUACGAAAGAAGGCAACAGCGUUACCAAGAUGGCCACGCGGUCGACAAGUGCUUCCAGUACUAGUGGAGCUAAAAGCUCUGGCCCUACAGAUAUAAGACAAAUAUUAAUUUAUCCACCUGGGAAAGGUGGUAUACCUAUCAAUACAGAAGACUAUAUGUGCCUAGCCCAAGACCAAUUCUUAAAUGACGUGAUAAUAGACUUCUAUUUAAAAUAUUUAGUUCAUGAUGUCCUCACACACAUACAGAGAGAAAAGACUCACAUAUUUAGUACUUUCUUUUACAAAAGACUAACUACAAAACCGAGUAAGGUUAACAAAAGUUCUAACCCCCACGAGUGGGACAGCAGUCUGACGCCGGCGCAGAAGAGGCACGCGCGAGUCAAGACGUGGACUAAAAACGUGAAUAUAUUUGAAAAAGACUUCAUCGUAGUUCCUAUUAAUGAGAAUUGUCAUUGGUUUGUGGCUAUCAUAUGUUUUCCCACUAUCGAGGGAUGCCGGAGUAUGAUAGACAACCGGACGGUUACACCGCAGGAGAUUAGGAAAAGAGAACGGCGGUCGUCUAUGCAGAUAGGCAACACCACGAUAACGCCGCUGACCAAACAGGAGCAGCUUACAUUAAGUUGCGACUCGGACAAUCUCAGCGAGCGAGACGAGGCUGAAGCAGAGGAGAGCGACUUGGACAUGCAGUGCGAUUCUGACGAGGAGGAGGCCGAGGCGGCCGCGGCCGCGCCCGAGAAGGUUGAGGCUCCGCCGCCGACCAAGACGGAACCUAUUAAGCAACCCUGUAUACUAAUCUUCGAUUCCCUCGCCGGCGCGUCCAGGUCACGAGUGGUGGCUACUUUGCGAGAUUACUUGACCUGUGAAUAUCAAGCAAAGCUCUCGGCUACGAAAGUGUUCAACAAAGAUAACAUCAAAGGAAGCUGUCCCAAAAUCCCGCAACAAAACAAUUUCACCGAUUGCGGGCUCUAUCUGCUGCAAUACGUGGAACAGUUCUUCAAGGAUCCAGUAAAAGACUACGCGCUGCCGAUCAAACAGUUGGUGAAUUGGUUCGACGAAAUCGUAGUGACGCGGAAGCGAGAAGAGAUAUCCUUGUUGCUGAAGGCGCUCAUGAACCGCUAUAAUCCGGACUCGCAUUUGGCGCUGCCCGACAUUGCGUUUCCGACCCUCAACGGCAAAUUGGUCGAGACUGAAGAACACCAAGAUGAAUCAGACGGAGACAAAGCGAAUUCCAGCACAAGCAAAAUCAUCAAAACGGAACUAAAGGAGGCAGAAGGCGGAACAAUGCUCACUUUCGUCAAACAAAUAUCAGGUGACAUCCUACUGAAGCCCAACUUCUCGGAUGCUGCUGACGCGCUGCUCCGCAAAACCAUCAGGAUCUCAGGCGACGCAGAAAACAGACUCCAACUCAAACCGGGGUUCAUUAAAAAGGGUGACAAUGAAAAUCAAAUUCUGAUCCCUAUCAAACUCCACUCUAGCAGUGAAUUAGUUAAAGACAUUCAAAAUACGUUACUAGUUAAUAAGAAUAAAAGUAUGGGUGAUAAAAAACAUGGUGUAAAUAAUCAAAAUGUAUCCAGUGUGCACUUCAGACAGACCGUGAGUGAAAGUGACGGCAAUUCAUUCCUAAAGACGCGGCGGAUCAACAAACUAGACGACGUCAAUGAAACCAGCAAAAAAUUCAAACGGAAUGAAUGCUAACUGUUGCCUGUCCAUACCAUAUCUAUUAAAUUAUUAUUAAUUUAAUAAACUGUAAAGUUGUUACAUGGACUCUGUAAAUAUUAGUUAAUAAUUAACAUGUAUUAAAUUUACUGUAUUUUAUAAUGUAAAGAUUUAAAAUUAACUUGUGUAAUUAUAUUAGUUUCCACAAAAUAUAAACCUGGAGGUUAAGUUA
Messenger RNA from Cydia amplana, 5428 nucleotides. RefSeq lists its product as uncharacterized. Lineage: Eukaryota; Metazoa; Arthropoda; Insecta; Lepidoptera; Tortricidae. The record is from RefSeq and is a predicted model, not a curated record. Gene Ontology annotation, molecular function: SUMO-specific endopeptidase activity. The transcript is spliced from 30 exons. Bases 172 to 5235 code for a protein of 1687 amino acids. Gene Ontology annotation, cellular component: nucleus; cytoplasm. Gene Ontology annotation, biological process: proteolysis; protein desumoylation.